Messenger RNA from Acaulospora colombiana, 165 nucleotides. The record is from the annotation of a GenBank genome assembly. Lineage: Eukaryota; Fungi; Glomeromycota; Glomeromycetes; Diversisporales; Acaulosporaceae.
AUGGCAUUAUUGGAUAAUAGGGUCGAUUUGGAAGAUCCAAUACAUUAUUUGACAUGGCUGAUUUAUCCAAGGGGUAAUGGCGCCGCGGUUGCUCUUAAAAACACCUUGAUGGAUGUCAUUGGUUACGUCAGAGGUAGAUUAAAAAAUUUACAUCUUGAGUGUUAG